UAUUACAUUGAUGACCCGUACAGGAAACGUAGCAUGUCAAACAAAUCUCCCGCGAUCAGCAAGGCAGACAUGAGGUGUCAUGGAAAAGUACCAUUUCCCAUCUUGUCGACUGUACUCAGUAAUCUGGACAUGCCGCCCUACACGAUCAGUCUACGUGGCAUCUUGACUUCCCACUCUGUUCCGGACAAUUAACCUCAAAAUACAUAAAGUUGCCAUCGGCGAGACCAGGGCCCGUACAUUCCCAUGCCCUCUGGCAUAUCUACCCAUUCUUCAGAUGGUGUCUCGUCGUGACAUUGCUACUAAGGCUGUGCAGAUCCCGCAAGCGAAGUGUUUUGACGUUCUUGGUCUCAAGCCCGAUGCUACUGAAGAGGAGAUCAAACUAGCCUACAAGCAGCUUGCAUUGAAAUGGCACCCAGAUCGCCAUAUCAGUGAUAAGGAAACUGCUCAGAAGAUGUUCAUCGAGAUCGACGAGGCUUAUCGAACUUUGCUCGCUGCGCUUCAGUACGAAAAUCACGAAGCGCCUCAUGUUCCUGAUCCUGAGCACAGCAGUUCAUGGGCUCCUUCGAUGUCGGCACCUUCGUUCUCGUCUAUUCCAAGUACACCCGUCAGCAUGACUUCGGAGAGCGACAGACACCGCGACGGAAAAUCAAAGCAAUCCAAGCAAAGCGCUAUGCCUUCGACAAAAGCACGAUCGCCGACUGAAAAAGCUGAUCAUAUUCCUAGAGCACCAUCCACGAAGAAUCGUUAUAAACUUUCUGCUUAUGAUUUCGCGCAAGAGUUCGCAUGCCCCAUGUCUCAGAAGUCUUCAGUUAAGCGCUCCGCGAAGUCUAAUAGAGUACAGGGAGAGACAUCGAGUGCCCAUCAAUACGAAGCGACUGAUCCGCAUCCCCGCUCCGUCAUUUCUCAGACCUCGAAUUCAGGAGAUUCCGCAGCUACCUCGUCUACCGGUAGCUCAUUGCCUCCACAUUGGCGCGUCACCGUAACGCAUAACAAGACCAUCGCUAGUAGACAUCUCAUGCGUCACGGAGAUGGUCCCGGCCAUAAAGGAGCUCCAGCCAGUCAUGGCAUGCUACCUGACAAGCUCUAUCCUGAUGCAUUUAGGAAACGCCAAACGCGUCAACGUUCCGAAAGCAGUCUGCACGGCCUGCACAAGAGAGCCAAGCACUCCGAAGAUGCCAUAACUUAUGAACACCUGGAUUUGAGCACUCGCGUUCCACCUUUCCAUUCUACAGAUUCCAAGAACGACUGGAUCUUCCCGCUCCACGUCACUCUGGAGGAGCUAUACUACGGCAUUGUCCAUCGUUACAGUAUAGCGCGCACACGCUUGUCUGGACAACUCGAGGAUGUGAAGGUCAACAUUGACGUCUCUCCUGGCUGGUGCAGCGGCACGCGGGUCUGUGUCUUGGGCGUCGGAAAUGAGUGCGAGGACGGGUCUUUCCAGGAUAUCACCUUCAUCGUUGAGGAAGUGCCGCAUCCGCGGUUCACAAGGUUGGACGAUGAUCUUGUCGUUUCUGUGCAAGUGCUACCGGUUAGGACGCACCCAAGUCCUCACAUGCCUCCGCAGAAGAGGCCCGGAGAGAAGUCAGCGCAUCCUGGCGAGGUGGUCGUGCAAGGCCUGGACGGCGAAGAAUACGCAUUGACAGUACCCCGCGCGUCCGUCAAGGGUGCUGACGGGACGCGUAUCGUCGGAGCUGGUAUGCCCGUCUUGAGAGAUGGAAGAAUGGUUGGCAAAGGUGACUUGCUCAUCAAGUGGGAGUUUGGCCAUGCCGAGAAAGAUGCUGUACAGCGGUCACGGUGGCAUACCCUGAAGGACGUGCUCCAUUGGCGGUCUUGAUGAUCUCACUUGCGCUUUCAACAAGUUGCUAGACAUGAUUUGCGACCGAGAUAGAUGGCAACACUGUAAGUAUCACACUUCCUGACCACGACCUGCAUG
Laetiporus sulphureus 93-53 is the source of this 1933-nucleotide messenger RNA. Its product is annotated as DnaJ-domain-containing protein. Gene Ontology annotation, cellular component: cytosol. The transcript has 6 exons. The coding region runs from base 275 to 1834 and encodes 519 amino acids. Lineage: Eukaryota; Fungi; Basidiomycota; Agaricomycetes; Polyporales; Laetiporaceae. Gene Ontology annotation, biological process: translational initiation. Gene Ontology annotation, molecular function: protein-folding chaperone binding. The record is from RefSeq and is a predicted model, not a curated record.